UGGCUGCUCGUUGGUACCUAUAAAUGGCAGCGACCGGCUCAGCCAGGCAUCAGUCCACCGCCGCCGGCGCUGAGCCCGGCGUUGGGAGUAGGACUGGGAGUAGACGCGGAGAACCUGAAGCUGGGCCGGGGCCGCAAGGAGGGGCGUGCAGCCGCUGGCCCACCGCGAGCCGCUCCCAGCCCUCGCCGAAGCGUUCUCCGCUAGGCCGCCUGCCUCCGCCUUCCUCCUCCCUCCAUUUCCCCGGAAUCUCAGCCAGGUGCGCCUGCACCCCGACGCUUCUCUGGGUGGGGAAGCUCCCGACCGCUUUCCGGCUGCACUCCUUCCUCGCAGCUUGGGCUCCCAGACCCCUCUCUUCUUUGCCUGGACUGGGUCCCACCGCCUUCUGUCCCCUUCCUUGAGCUCCGGCUUCCUGCCCCUGCCCGUAGUCUAUUCCCCUCUCUCUCCUUAGUCACUUUGCUCAGCCGAGGGUCCCAGCCUCCCCUCUUCCUUUUCCUUGCCUGGGGUCCAACUUGUCCUGUCCCUUCCUCUCUCUCCUUUCCCUGGCCGGGAGUUCCAGACCUUUAGGUCUCCUGUGGUCCUUCCUGGGUCCUUCUGCCUCUUCCCCAGUUUGGAGUUCUAGAUUGAGAACCCAGAUUCUGUCCACCCCCAGAGGACUGCUUCCGCAAAACGACCUCUCUAAAACAUGAACUUUUCCUAGAGACUACUCCAGGCUCUCUUCCCACCUGCUGACCCCUUGCUGCCUAUGUCCCAGGUCUGACUCUCACUUUGCUAAGAGUCCAGGCCUCCUCGGCCAAGGGAGCGGCAGGAUGCUUCUGUGGUCUGGCAUCUGUGGCCUCUCUCCACCUCGAAUCUUCCCUUCGUUGCUGGUGAUGGUAGCCUUGGUGGGGCUGCUACCUGUUCUCAGGAGCCAUGGCCUCCAGCUCAGUCCUACUGCCAGCACCAUCCGAGGCUCAGAGCCACCACGGGAACGCUCAAUUGGGGAUGUCACCACCGCCCCACCGGAGACCACCCCCCAGAGCCACCCUGUUAACCAUUCGGGCACUGAACACAGCACACAACGAAAGGCCUUUCCAGUCCUGGACAUCGACUACUCACAUGUGCGCAGACCCUUCGAGAUCUCCCUCUGGAUCCUGCUUGCCUGCCUCAUGAAGAUAGGUUUCCAUGUGAUCCCCACUAUCUCGAGCAUCGUCCCGGAGAGCUGCCUGCUGAUUGUGGUGGGGCUGCUGGUGGGGGGCCUGAUCAAGGGCGUGGGCGAGAAACCCCCCUUCCUGCAGUCCGACGUCUUCUUCCUCUUCCUGCUGCCGCCCAUCAUUCUGGAUGCGGGCUACUUCCUGCCGCUGCGGCAGUUCACGGAGAACCUGGGCACCAUCCUGAUCUUCGCUGUGGUGGGCACACUGUGGAACGCCUUCUUCCUGGGCGGCCUCAUGUACGCCGUGUGCCAGGUGGGCGGCGAGCAGAUCAACAACAUCGGCCUCCUGGAAAACCUGCUCUUUGGUAGCAUCAUCUCGGCCGUGGACCCCGUGGCCGUGCUCGCCGUCUUCGAGGAAAUUCACAUCAACGAGCUGCUCCAUAUACUCGUCUUCGGAGAGUCGCUGCUCAAUGACGCCGUCACUGUGGUCCUGUAUCACCUCUUUGAGGAGUUUGCCAGCUACAACCAUUUGGGCAUCGUGGACAUCGUCCUUGGCUUCUUGAGCUUCUUCGUGGUGUCCCUGGGCGGGGUCUUUGUGGGUGUGGUCUACGGGGUCAUCGCAGCCUUCACCUCUCGAUUCACCGCUCACAUCCGUGUCAUCGAGCCACUCUUCGUCUUCCUCUACAGCUACAUGGCCUACUUGUCAGCUGAGCUCUUCCACCUGUCCGGCAUCAUGGCACUCAUUGCCUCGGGAGUGGUGAUGCGCCCCUAUGUGGAGGCCAACAUCUCUCACAAGUCCCACACGACCAUCAAGUAUUUCCUGAAGAUGUGGAGCAGCGUCAGCGAGACUCUCAUCUUCAUCUUCCUCGGCGUCUCCACCGUGGCUGGUUCCCACCACUGGAACUGGACCUUUGUCAUCAGCACCCUGCUCUUCUGCCUCAUCGCCCGAGUGCUGGGCGUGCUGGGCCUGACCUGGUUCAUCAACAAGUUCCGCAUCGUGAAGCUGACCCCCAAGGACCAGUUCAUCAUCGCCUACGGGGGCCUGCGAGGGGCCAUCGCCUUCUCCUUGGGCUACCUCCUGGACAAGAAGCAUUUCCCCAUGUGUGACCUGUUCCUCACCGCCAUCAUCACCGUCAUCUUCUUCACCGUCUUUGUGCAGGGAAUGACCAUUCGGCCCCUGGUAGACCUGUUGGCUGUGAAGAAAAAGCAAGAAACGAAGCGCUCCAUCAAUGAGGAGAUCCAUACACAGUUCCUGGACCACCUUCUGACAGGCAUCGAGGACAUCUGUGGCCACUACGGCCACCACCACUGGAAGGACAAGCUCAACCGGUUUAAUAAGAAGUAUGUGAAGAAGUGUCUGAUAGCCGGCGAGCGUUCCAAGGAGCCCCAGCUCAUCGCUUUCUACCACAAGAUGGAGAUGAAGCAGGCUAUUGAGCUGGUGGAAAGUGGUGGCAUGGGCAAGAUCCCCUCUGCUGUCUCCACCGUCUCCAUGCAAAACAUCCAUCCCAAGUCCCUGCCUGCAGACCGCAUCCUACCAGCACUCUCCAAGGACAAGGAAGAGGAGAUCCGCAAAAUCCUGAGGAACAACUUGCAGAAGACCAGGCAGCGGCUGCGGUCUUACAAUAGACACACGCUGGUGGCAGAUCCGUACGAGGAGGCCUGGAACCAGAUGCUGCUCCGGAGACAGAAGGCCCGGCAGCUGGAGCAGAAGAUCAACAACUACCUGACAGUGCCAGCCCACAAGCUGGACUCACCCACCAUGUCUCGGGCCCGCAUUGGCUCAGACCCGCUGGCCUAUGAGCCGAAGGCUGACUUGCCUGUUAUCACCAUCGACCCAGCGUCACCACAGUCGCCUGAGUCUGUGGACCUGGUGAAUGAGGAGCUGAAGGGCAAGGUCCUCGGGCUGAACCGGGACCCCAGGGUGGCUGAGGAUGAAGACGAUGACGGGGGCAUUAUGAUACGGACCAAGGAGCCCUCCUCCCCAGGCACUGACGAUGUCUUCACCCCUGGGCCAAGUGACAGCCCCAGUUCCCAGAGGAUACAGCGCUGCCUCAGUGACCCAGGCCCCCACCCUGAGCCUGGGGAGGGGGAGCCUUUCAUCCCCAAGGGGCAAUAACACUGAGGCCAGUGGGCGGUGCCUGUCCUACCACAGACUCUCCCACCAGAGCAGGGGCUGCUGGAAGCUGGGGGUGCACCCCUCCUCCAUCCUGACCUGGAUCGCUCCUCUCCCCACUGCAUGGCAGCUGGGCCCACAGCCCCACCGCACGGCUUCCCCCUGCCUCCUGGGAAGCACCCACCCUCCCACCAGAACUGCCUUCCCAGUCCCUUUGUCAAAGCUGCUGGGCUGUGAGGCAGACCCUUCCCUGUCCAGGCUCUCUCCUGUUCCCAGGGGAGGGCCUCUGAGUUUCCCAGACCUCGGAGGCCCCCGCUACACCAUCACUCUCCUCAUUCAAACCAAUCUUAGUUUCUAACCAAAGAGCCUCUGGCCCAGCCUUGAUCCCACCUGGGAAGGGAAGUAGCCAAGGCCUGUCUUGGCCUAGGCCAGGACCUCCAUUAAAUGGAGAAGACCAGGGGGAGCAGGCAUCUGAGGGAGGGAGGGAUCAGUGACCCAUGGUAGGCCCACCCUCCUGCCAGCUCUGGCACCCUGGCCAGCCACACCUACCUGUCCUUACUCAGCUGCAGGCUGAGGGCAUCUCUGCGUCCCUGAGCUUCUCUGUAUGGAGCUGGAGCACUUUGGACAGUGAUGUGACUCAGCUUUCCAAACUGCUGCAGCAGGGACCACGGGGCCCGCCUGGGGCUGCUGUCAAGGGAGGAACUGUCAGGCUCCAGAAAGUGCCGCCUUUUUAUGUUUUGUUUGUUCACACUUCCAUGUAUGACCUAUUUGCACAGAGGCCAUUCCUGUUUUUAAAACAUUUUGAAAAGCACUGGCUGAAUGAAGCUCUGGCCCUCCCUGCUCCAGAGAAUUACCGUCUACUUCUGGCUAACACUCCCCCAAAUCGAUUCUCUGCCUCCUGGGCUCCUAAUUGUGGCCCCAAGGCUCUGAUUCCCAACCCCAAUCAUGGUUCUAACUCACAGAUGCUGGACCUCCUGGUCCCUCUUUGCUCUUGGGCCUGACCCUCGGUUCCUGCUGGCCUGUUCUUUCUGUCAUCACCCUCUCCCCCCGUUGGCCCCAGGAACCUUUCUCUUCUGUGCGCCGCACCCAGCUUCUGGAAGCCCAGUCCUCAGGGGAGAAGGCCUCCCCUAAUCGUCUCCCUCCAGGCCAGGGCUGAUUGGUGGGCAGAGUCCUGGGCUCCCAGAGGCCUUUGCUCACAGGCACGUGCUCCUACCCCCACUGCCGUGAUGGCCAGGCGCAGGUUUAUUGGUGCCUGUCCUUCCCCUAGUACUCCCUUCCCCAGGAUCGUGCAAUAGUCAGAGUGUCCCUCUUCCCAGAGCACUGGGAAGGCAGUGGGUGCUCAUCUGUCCGCCCUCCUUUCCAUGCAAGCGCAGUUUGGGGCAGGAGUCACCAUGCAAGGGUAACGUGGACAACCAUGUUCAAAGCCACCACAGCUGCUGCUGCUCUGCCGCCUGUACAGAAGAAACCGAAUCUUUUUCAUAUUCUAAUAAAUCCGUGUGAGUUUUUGAUAGA
Molecule: messenger RNA, 4754 nt
Organism: Rhinolophus ferrumequinum (greater horseshoe bat)
Lineage: Eukaryota; Metazoa; Chordata; Mammalia; Chiroptera; Rhinolophidae
Gene: SLC9A1
Product: solute carrier family 9 member A1
Exons: 12
Coding region: 807-3245 (812 amino acids)
Biological process (GO): sodium ion transport; proton transmembrane transport; regulation of pH
Cellular component (GO): membrane
Molecular function (GO): sodium:proton antiporter activity
Source: RefSeq, a predicted model, not a curated record